This is a messenger RNA of Candidula unifasciata, 156 nucleotides long. NCBI's taxonomy places the organism in Eukaryota, Metazoa, Mollusca, Gastropoda, Stylommatophora, Geomitridae. The record is from the annotation of a GenBank genome assembly.
AUGGUCCUUCACUUUCCUAACCUCGUGGAGCUAACGAAGAUUAAGAACCUGAGAUAUGUGGAAAUUGAUGUAGGUCUCUGCCGUUUGUUGAAGCACCUGAUAAUGACGAUGAUCAUACACAUGUUAUAUGCUCACCUUUUUUCCACAUCAAUUUUU